Messenger RNA from Aspergillus steynii IBT 23096, 870 nucleotides. Its product is annotated as SDR family oxidoreductase. The transcript has 2 exons. Gene Ontology annotation, molecular function: oxidoreductase activity. The coding region runs from base 1 to 870 and encodes 289 amino acids. Lineage: Eukaryota; Fungi; Ascomycota; Eurotiomycetes; Eurotiales; Aspergillaceae. The record is from RefSeq and is a predicted model, not a curated record.
AUGUCAUCUACACCCAAGAAACAGCUCACCUGGCUCAUCACCGGCUGCUCCUCCGGCUUCGGCCUGUCCCUCGUACGCUUUGCUCAAGCCGGCGGCCACCGAGUCAUCGCCACGUCGCGUAAUCCCUCGCGGACCCCCGAGCUGGUGACCGAGGUCGAAAGCAAGGGCGGCAAAUGGAUUGUCCUGGACGUCGACAGCCCUGCCAGCGGGGACGUAAUCACACAACUAGAGGCUGCCGGCGAAGAAAUUGAUGUCCUCGUCAACAACGCAGGAUUUUCAAUCUUUUCCCCCGUCGAGACGGCCACCGAGGCAGAAAUGCGCGCGCAGAUGGAAACCAUGUACUUCGGUCCUCUGCGACUGAUCCGCGCGGUGCUGCCGCAUAUGCGUCGGCGCCGGUCCGGCACCAUCGUCAAUAUGAGCAGUGGUGCCUCGCUGGAUGGACGGGCUACCAUGGGACCGUAUGCCGGGGCCAAGGCAGGCUUGGACGGUCUCACGAGAGUCCUCGCAAAGGAGGUGUCGCCUUUUAACAUCCGGACCCUAACGGUGGUGCUGGGGACAUUUAACACGAACAUGCCUAAUGUGUGCUUGGUUGGGGAGAUACCUAUGCACGAAGAUUACCACGGAACUGUCUCGGACCAGAUGAUGCGGUUUUUAACGAGCGGGAAUUUCAAACCCAAUGGCGACAAGGAUAAGGCCAUGAAGGCUCUGUACGAAGUGGUGGUGGGCGAGGGCGUGGGAGAAGGACACCAGGGCGAGCAGUUGUUGCUGUUAGGCAGCGAUAUGACUCCACGAGCUAAAGGCGUCCAGGAAUACUUGGGACAAGCCUUGGAGGUAUUUGGUCCGGUCACCAACGGCGUAGAUCUCGAGUAG